Molecule: messenger RNA, 690 nt
Organism: Adineta ricciae
Lineage: Eukaryota; Metazoa; Rotifera; Eurotatoria; Adinetida; Adinetidae
Source: the annotation of a GenBank genome assembly
AUGACAGUUGACUACCUGCAAUCAAUCACCGACGAACAUUUAGCUGUGAAAAUUCGCCAUUCGUUCAAUGUGCUUGAACAAUGCUUAACGAAAUACACACCAGAUCAAAUCGUUGUUGCUUUCAAUGGCGGCAAAGAUUGCACGGUUGUUCUUCAUCAAUAUUCCUUAGUCUUACGAGAAAAAUACGCACAUUUAAGUAAAAAACCAACGUUGCGUGCGUUAUUUAUACAUAAUAAACCACAAUUCGAUAGCGUUUUGCAAUUUAUCGAUGAAUGUGUACAACGAUAUGAGAUCGAUCUGAUUCAAAUCAAUGGUUGGAUUAAAGACGCUCUGUUUCAAUUGAAAUCGUCUCAUCCAGAUAUACAGUGUGUUAUCAUGGGAUCACGGUUAACCGAUCCACAUUCAGCGAAUUUAAAAGAUUUCUCACCAACCGAUCCAACUUGGCCAGAAUAUAUGAGAUGCAAUCCGAUACUGAACUAUUCUUAUAAUGAUAUUUGGACAUUUUUAAGGACCUAUCAAGUGUCAUAUUGUUCAAUGUAUGAUCAAGGUUUUACAUCCUUAGGUGAUAAGGAAAGAACCAGUCCGAAUGCGAAUUUGCGAUAUCAUAAUAGUGCUACAGGUUUAGUUGAAUAUAGACCAGCGUAUUUAUUAGAUGAUGAGAUCAGUGAACGACAUGGACGAGAACAAUAA